GUUGUUACUUUGCGGCGCUUUCCGCGGGGAAACUGUGUAAUGAGUGGGGAAACUUAAAAGUUGGAGGCUGCAGACCCGGCAUGGGCAGCAAGAAACUAAAACGAGUGGGUUUAUCACAAGAGCUGUGUGACCGUCUGAGUAGACAUCAGAUUCUUACCUGUCAGGACUUCUUAUGUCUUUCCCCACUGGAGCUUAUGAAGGUGACUGGUCUGAGUUAUCGAGGUGUCUAUGAACUUCUAUGUAUGGUCAGCAGGGCCUGUGCCCCAAAGAUGCAAACGGCUUAUGGGAUAAAAGCACAAAGGUCUGCUGAUUUCUCACCAGCAUUCUUAUCUACUACCCUUUCUGCUUUGGAUGAAGCCUUGCAUGGUGGUGUGGCUUGUGGAUCCCUCACAGAGAUAACAGGUCCACCAGGUUGUGGAAAAACUCAGUUUUGUAUAAUGAUGAGCAUUUUAGCUACAUUACCCACCAACAUGGGAGGAUUAGAAGGAGCUGUGGUGUACAUUGACACAGAGUCAGCAUUUAGUGCUGAAAGACUGGUUGAGAUAGCAGAAUCCCGUUUUCCCAGAUAUUUUAACACUGAAGAAAAAUUACUUUUGACAAGUAGUAAAGUUCAUCUUUAUCGGGAGCUCACCUGUGAUGAAGUUCUACAAAGGAUUGAAUCUUUGGAAGAAGAAAUUAUCUCAAAAGGAAUUAAACUUGUGAUUAUUGACUCUGUUGCUUCUGUGGUUAGAAAGGAAUUUGAUACACAACUUCCAGGCAAUCUCAAAGAAAGAAACAAAUUCUUGGCAAGAGAAGCAUCCUCCUUGAAGUAUUUGGCUGAGGAGUUUUCAAUCCCAGUUAUCUUGACGAAUCAGAUUACAACCCAUCUGAGUGGAGCCCUGGCUUCUCAGGCAGACCUGGUGUCUCCAGCUGAUGAUUUGUCCCUGUCUGAAGGUACUUCUGGAUCCAGCUGUGUGACAGCUGCACUAGGAAAUACCUGGAGUCACUGUGUGAAUACCCGGCUGAUCUUCCAGUACCUUGAUUCAGAGAGAAGACAGAUUCUCAUUGCCAAGUCCCCACUGGCUCCCUUCACCUCAUUUGUCUACACCAUCAAGGAGGAAGGCCUGGUUCUUCAAGCCUGUGGAAAUUCCUAGAGACAGAAAAAUGUGCAAACCUGUUCAUCUUGCUGAGAAAAAUCCGCUUUACCGCCACAGAGCAAAAUGUUGGGAAACAGUCUGGUGGUGAAGGUGUUCUCACCCACACCCAUUGUUCUUUGCUAAACGUUUGUUUGCUACGUGUAGACUCAGCUUUAGUCAUGGAAUUUUAGAGGAUGUGUCUCAGAAGUGGGAUCAAGACAAGCCCAACAGUAAUCUGCACCAUACGCUGAUCUGAAACCAUGGCACCAACAAUGGGCACACAGGUCUAACCAGGAAGGGAACAGGAAAUGGGAACGAGAGCCGGGGUUGGGUUGUGUGUGUGGAACACACAGGUAUGUUUUUUUUUAACUCCCUCUUUUUAAAACAUUUCAUUUUUGUGGAGGUGAAAUUUAUAUAAGACGAAAUUAACCACUUUUAAGGAAACAAUUCCAUGGCAAGUAGAUUUCAUCAUGAUGUGCAACCAGCAGCUCUGUCUAGUCACAAAUGUUUUCAUCACCCCAAAAGCAAGACCCAUAACCAUGACGCAAAUGUUCCCCAUUUCCCCCUCCUCCCAGCUCCUGAAAACCUGCCAAUCUGCCUUGUCACUGGAUUUACCUAUUCUGGAUAUUUCAUAUAAAUGGAAUCAUAUAGUAUGUGACCUUUUGUGUCUGGCCUCUUUCACUAGUAUGUUUUCAAGGCUCCUCCAUGUUGUAGCAUGCAUUCUGUUUUAUGGCGGAAUAAUAUUCCACCAUCAGGAUAUACUGCAUUUUAUUCAUUCAUCCAUCAGUGGUCAUUUGGGCUGUUCCACCCUUCAACUAUUGUGAAUAUUGUGCUGCUAUGAACUUGUGUACACACGUAUUUAUUUGAAUACUUGUUUUCAAUGUUUUUAGGUAUGUACCUAGGAGCAGAUUUACUAGUCAUAUGGUGAUUCUGUGUUUAACUUUUUGAAGAACUGCAAUGCUAUUCUCCACAAGGCUGAACCAUUUUGUAUUUCCAUCAGCAAUGUAUGAGCACAGGUGAGAUUUUUGGGGAGUCACGUUUUAAAGUGGCACAAGACCCUUCUAAGAGGGCUGUGUUCCAUGCACACAAAACUCAUAGUCUCCAUGUGAAGACACAAAUUUUGUACAAACCUGCAGGCAGAGAAAGGGGAGAAAAUGGAGCCCUCAGCAUAUAAGUUGAAGGAUGGUUCAGAGAGCAGUGGACAUCACCCAUCACCUUGCUGCGCUCUCCAUGGCUAAGCAAGAGGCAGACCGGAAUUCCACUGGCUACUUUGUCUUGUUUUCACUUCUUUCCAGUUAGUCCCCACUACUGUACCCUUUCCACAGGACUGUAGGGUUAUGGUGACUUUCCCAACCCUAGCCAGGUUCCAGUGGUGAGGGACUCUGUGAAUAUGUGAUCUAGUGUUAGAAUCCCAGAUUUGUGUUCAGAAUCCCAGACUGAACUCUACACAUGCUACUCGUCAACAUCUGUGAGCCAGAAAUAGGAGGAACACCUUUAAAAAGAAACCUACAAACACAAAGUUAUUCAUAGACGCUGUUGAGGGGUAAAGCAGGGCCACUACCUGAGCCCCAUGCAAUUAGACUCAUCACAGGGAAAGGGCAUAACACUGGCUUUUUUCUUAAAACCACCUGGAAGAAGCUGAGCCCUAUACUAAAUUUAUAUAUUAGUAUGAUUUGAUUGGAAGGACAAAAAACACACUGUAUUAGGAUCUGUCUUCCCUUGCAGUCUGGUAGUAUAACUGUCAGCAAUUUUGGAGGAAAGCCCUUCCUGACAGGGGACUGGGAACCCCUGGGAAAUGUCUUUCCUAUUAGAUAUGGAUCUUUAUGGUUGAAUAAGGGGCUGAAGGAGGAAACAGACAACAGGGGUCAGAGAGCAAGGCCAGGGGAGGCCUUUGAGACAAGACAGGAGUUGUGCCCCCUUUUCAGUGAGUCUGGGGCCUCUGGAGGUUGACAAGAAGAGGAGAAGGUGAAGGGUUUGAGCCCUGAGAGAAUGAAUGCUUCCUGUGGGACUUUGCCAGAAGGGAGCUCAUCACACGUGAGUUUUUGCACUCAUAAGCCUAAGGGGCACAAUGGGCUUUGAAAUCCCAACAUCUCCAGCUGAGAACAGGAAGCCCUGGGACUCAGCUUGAAUUUGAGUCCUCCAUUGGAUGUAGUGGGUGCCUGCUUUUCACUAAGUGGAAAGAACUUGUUUUCACUUGCUGCCAAUGAGUAAAAACUGAAGAGCUAGAUUUUUCUUUUCUUUGAAGGUGUUAGUUCAUAACCCCUCCUUGAGACUAAGCAGAGAACCAGUGAUACUACCAUGGAGAGGAGUGGGCCCCUCACCAGCCCCAGGUCAUAAUCAAACGAGCUAUUUUGCAGGAUUAGUGGAUGCAGUAGGUUGAAUAGUGGCUCCCAAAAAUCUAUGUCCAUGCCCCAACACCCAGAAUGUGUAAAUGUGGCCUUAUUUGUAUGAAGGGCCUUUGCAGAAUUAAUUAAGGAUAUUGAGAUAAGAUCAUCCUGGACUACCCAGGUUGGCCCUAAAUCUAAUGACAAGGGUCCUGGAGAGACACGGAGGGGGAAAGACCCAAAGAGGAGGAGGCAGUGUGACCAUGGAGAGGCAGAGACUGGAGUUAAGCAGCCCCAAGCCCAGGAACACCUGGAGUCACCGGAAACUGGAAGAGGCGAGGAAGAAGUCUCCCCGAGAGCCUUCAUAGGGAGCAUGGCCCUGCAGACAUCUUGAUGUGGGGCUUCUGGCCACUAGGACUGUAGAGAAUAAAUGUCUGUCGUUUUAGGCCACUCUGUUUAUGACAGAUUGUUGCUGCAGCCCUAGAAAACUAAUGCAGUGAGGCUGCCCAGCGAGAUGAAAUGACUGGAGAGAGAAAAUCUGGUCAUCUAGAAAACAGAAUUCAUCCCCUGGAUUUGCUGCCAGGGUCUGAGGUGAGCUAAACAUUGUACUGCGGAGCCUCUUUCCUCUUGCAUUCCUCAUGCGUUAACUGCUCAUGGCAGAGAUCGGGGCUCACGGUUUGACACUACUCAGGACCAAGGAAGUUCGAUCAGAUCCUCACAUCUAUUUGAUAUGGUGGCAAUAAUAAUGAGCACAUUCUAUAGAAUGUUUAACAUGUGCUAGGUAUGUCACAUGUAUUAUAUCAUUUAAUCCUCUAAACAAUCUGAUGUGGUUGCUAUACUCAUCGCCCUCUUACAGAUGAGGAGGAAACUGAGGCUCUAGGAGAUCAUGUAAUCUGCUCAAGGUCAUUUGGCAAAUGCUACUGGAACCAGACCUUGACCCCAGGUUUGCCUGUGCUUGAUCCACACUAUUACAAAAGGUUCUAGCCCCACAGAGAUGGUCAGGCCAGCAUCCUGUAGCACUCAACUGCUGGAUGAGAAAGGAUGUAUUUAUUUAUGUAUGCAUUUUACUAGCAGCACUGGCAUUAGCGUUUCUUUUUGUCAGUGAGGGUUGGAGUUACGGGGUCGAUUGAGGUGAAGGUUGCUGAGGUGACCUGGUGGAUCCUGCUAACAGCAGAUGGAUGUCAAAACAUUUGCAUUCAGGGGGAGAUAAAGUCAAAACUGGGGCCAAUCAACUUUCUCUCAGCACCAAGGCUCUGAGGUCCUUUCUUGGCUCUCAGCCCUUGGGAGCUUUUUCCCUUGGGAAAAGAGAACCCCCUACCACAUGAUCUCUCUGGUAUGAGAAGCUGACAGUCCACUGCUAAGCUUUCCCCGCAUUGCCACAAAUAAAGGGCACCUCCCAACACAACUCCCUCUCCUGCUGGAAUGGGAAGAGAGGACACCGGCUGUUAAGAAAACUCUCAUGAGCGCCUGUCCUGGGGCAAACUCACAGUUUCUGGAGUCUCCUCUUACAGGGCUAAACCCAGGUGGGCUCUGACUGUUUAGGGUCCCUGUGCCUCUCACAGUCAUGUUUUCAGAUUUUUGGGAGAUCUGGGUUGGUCUCCCUUUUGCCAUGGUUCACCCUGGGGUGUGGCCAACAUGGCAGCGUCUCCUCUGCCCUCCCAGAUUCCAGGUUGGAGGGAGUUCAGCUUCGGGGAGACAGUCCACAGGCCUGCAGAUUUCCUCCCAUGCAGACCUCAGUGCAAGAUAAAGUCAGGCAAGGCUCUGCCACAGCACAACAGCAUAAUAAAUCCCCCUCUGGCUCCUCCCAGACUUAUUGUUCUAUUGAAGUUGUUUUGAGUAUGAUCAAAAGGAAGGAAGAGACUGUGCUAUCAGACCGAGGAAGAAGGAUGCUCUCCUGACCGCUCCUGUUGCCCUUGGCCACCCUUAUUUUAAAUAUGAGGAAACCAAAGGGCAACAUGCAGCCUAACCCCAUCCACAUCAUGGGGAGCGACGCACCGAGGCCCAGGCCCCGUGAACCUUUGGCGAGGCAGCAGCCCCUGCACAAACUCGCCAAUGGCUACUUUGGAUGUGCAGCCCUGUCCUUUUACACACAUCGUGGAGGCUGGAAGGCCCACGCACAGAGUCAGCGGCACUUUGGGGCCAGAGCCAGAAGUAGGCCCUGGAGCAACUGAGGUUGCUGUUGUUAGCCCCUUGGCCUGAGAACUAAGGCUGUCAGGCCACAACUGUUGGAAAUAAUGGGCCAGACCAGGAACUCCCCAAGCUCAGCUGGCCGGGUGCCCACUUCUGAAGACAGUCAAUGGCUCAAGUUCUUGGGAAAUGUCAACAUCAGGGCUUUUGGGCUUGCCUAUGUCCAGUCCAGGUUCGGGCACAGGCAUAGGGUGAUGUGUGACAUCGGCCAUCACGGCUGGAUUCCUGCAAGGAACUAGAGCAGAAAGCACUGGGCUGCCCCAGGCUUCAAAGGUAGAAAGGGCGGAGCCGAACGUUCCUCUUCACAGACUUGCGGGCUCACGCAGCUCUCUGCCCUCACGGAGAGACAUCUGCCCUGCUCAAUGCCCAGUCUCUGAUUCGCCAGGUGCCUGGCUGCUGCAGCCUGGUCACCUUUGUUUGGGCUGGAAGGCCAUGUCUGAGCCAUCAAAGGAGCCUCCAUGGGAGAGUACGUCAAUGUGCUUCCUCAACCAGAAAGGUGGUUUGAGUUUGGCCAAAGCAGCCCAACCAAAUAAGCAAAAGCCUGUCAAUGGGAAGAUGUGGGCUGCUGGGAGAUCAGACAACAAAAUGAGAGCCAUUAUCAGUCUCAUCCCAGCCUGAAGGAGGGAGGGCCUUUGAAGCCACAGACAGGCUGAACAGAACUUUCCACCUGAGAGACGCUGGAGAUGGGAGGUCAGGCUGCACGCAGCCCCCACGAAAACUGAUCAAAGCCUACUGCAGAAGGGAGGGGUCGCACAGCUGCAAAUCCAGCUACCCCCCCGGGCUGCCCGGGACUUUCUGAAGGCAAGAGGGCUGCCUUUGCAGGGCCCUGUGGGAAAACCCAGCACAGAUGCACAUUGCAGCCAAACCCCUGAGCACUGCUGGGAGAGGGAAAAAUAAACCCCUCAAUAGUCCUGAAAAGAAAAGGGAGGGAAUCAAAGCACACAAAAAAUGCAAAGACCACCCACCUGAUGAGCGCCUACCUUUCGGAAACAAAUAACUCCUGACUUCCAAGGCUCACUUCUAAAAGAACAAACGGACUGAACACUCUGCCUCAAAGCUCCGUGCACCAGGGGAUUUGUGGGAAGCCGUGGCCCCUUCUAAGCAUCGGAAGCUUAAUUUAAAGUGUGUUUGGCCUCUGCGGUGCCUAUUCAAGGGCCCCUUUGCAUCCGCUCUCCUCCCUGGGAACCCGGGAGACAAGAAUCCUCAUUUAGAAAAGGAGAGGAUCCCGUAUGGACUCCUUUAUCAUGGUUCUCUCUGACAGGACAGCCGUAUCUGCCAGGGAACAUUCUGGGGGGCAUCUUUCAGGCUAGAUCCAGGGUGAGGUGGGCCCCUGCGAUGGCACCUUGGAAGGCAGUGUUGGUUCUGCCUGGACGGGUCCCUCUGGGACAGCCUCAGCCCACCCUGCCUGGGCUCACCUCUCCUCCCUGUGGCCUGAAGCCUCCUUUGGAGGACUGACACUUCAUGGACCCUGCAGUUUAGAGACAGACAGCAAAACCACUUCCACUGCACUGCUCACUGUCUCAAAAGAAUAGGAAAGCUCUUCUCUCCUCCUUGGGAAUGGGUUUGGAGGGAGGGUGGAGGACGUAAUGAUGGGGAGGCUUUGCAGGUACUUUGGUGGAGGAGGGUGUGUAUGAAGGAGAUGGGUCGCCCAGAGCACAGGGGAAAUUGACAUGAGAACAUUUCAGAACCACUGGUUUAACCGGCUAACAUUCUUUCCAAAAUGAUGGACAAGUCUUUAGAAGUAGACAGAGGGCCUCAGGGAGGAGAAACAUUGCCGAGAAAGAGGCAUCUCUCUUCCCCCUCCUCCAGAGGCUGAUGCUAGAGAGAAGGCGGCAAGGCCUCACUGAGCGCCUACCCACCACUCAAUAGAUUUCUAUCUCUUUAUUACUUUACCCUAGGAGAUGAAUGGGGUUAUCUCCAUUUUACAGUUGACAAACAGAGAUUCAGAGAGGUGACUGAGCCUCUUCCUAUGGAAGUGGACCCAUAUGGAAGUGUUGAGCUGGAAUUCAACCCUCAGGCAGCCUGGCUCCAAAGUUCACAACCUUUCCUACUCAUUUCAGCCCUUCCCUGCCUCUCAGGGCUGAGAAGAUGUUAGUAGAUGUUCCAUAAACGUUUAUUAAAUUGAACUGAACUCAGCAGCUGAACACACGCAGGCCUCUUCCACCCUGACCAAGAGGAAUCCUUUGAGGGUCUGGGAUAUGGAAAGAAAUUCUCAAAGAUGCUAAAUAAAAUCAUGCUCUGAGGUACAAGGAGACCUUUUUUUUUUUUGAAAUUAAUAGCUAAUAAAGUUUAUUCAGACCCCAAAAAGGAAAAACAGAAAGGAAUUGGAACCAUUUUAAAAACAGAGUCGGUAGAUAAUAAAACUUCAUGGUGGUGGUGUUAUCUUUCAUCAGGAAGCACAAAGUCUUCACAGGCUUUAAUUAUAUCUUCAUCCCCACGGUCCCUUCUGAAGUUGGUAGAUGCACGUUAAUAGCACCUUUCAUUUUAGGUAUGGACACAUUCCAGUACCAAAAGCUUCAGGAGUUCUCCCCAAGGCAAGCAGGGUACAGAGCUGGAUCUGGAGCAAUGACUCCUUCUCCAAGCCAGCAUUCCAUGCUACCUCCAGUUGUACUUCUUGACUCCGCAGCUGAAACCAAGGACUUCAUUGAGAUAUUUGGGGAUAGGGGGAUCUGAAGGUCCAGGAAAGAAGGUAGGCAAAACCAAGGAAUUAGGUCUCCAUUUUGGCCGGCACACCAUAUAAAUCCCCGCUUUGUUCACCCAUCUGCACAUUCUUUAAUUUAGGCAUGUGUUCAUUUGUGUACAUCAGUGAGUUUGCUCACAGUCACAAGGGUGCCGAAGGCUGAGCUUGGCCACUCACUUUAGGUAAGGCCACACCAAUUGGUGCCUCCGAUCAUGAAGGGUGGAGAAAGGCAUCUGGGCUGGGCCCAUUGUGACUCUCAGGAGGGAAACUCUCCCAGUGGACUCUGGGGCCGGGAUGUGGAGGCUCAGACAGCUAGAGAUGGGAAAGGGAACUUAAAUUGCAAAGGAGUAAUCUUUUGUUUUGCUAGUUCGUUUUCAAUCAUUUCCCAGCCUAAAAAAGAAUUAAUAGUAAUAAUAGCAUAUGGCUUUUUAAUGGCUCUCCAUCGCCAAAUACUAUUUAAGCACAAAUUUCUUCACUAGACACUGGCGCUCAGUCUCCACACUUGGAGGUGUGGCUCCAUCUGGGACUCCAGUCUCAUUUCUUAUUCUUAAUUUCUGUACAGUUAUGCCCAAUUUUUGAACUGCGGACCUGCAAGAGAACAGGGAGUUUCAGCAAGGGGUCCAUAACUGUGAAUGCCACGCCAAACAUGGGCAGCAGCUGAAAUCAACAGUAUAUAAAACUCAGGCUAAUUUGAAAGGCUGUCAAACUUCUAGCAGCUCCUUGUCAUUAUGUGUUUUCCUGGAUACAAAGUUUGACAACUGUUAAAAGAAAAGGCCUGCAUUGUGAUCACGGUUUUCAACCUGGGAUCCAAGGACCCCCUCAGAGAGUCCCUGAAGUAUAGAUGGGGGAGCACGAGGAUGGAUCAGGAGCAGAUGGUGACACCCCAUCCCCGCACACACACAACUAACUUCUCCCUGUAACCAGAGAGACUGUUUGGAUCAACUCUGUACACUGGGCUUUCUAGUAAGAUUUUAUUUGAAGAAAGGACCAGGGAGGUGAGUGGGAUCGAAUUUGCAAGCGAUAGCUGCAGACUAACUACAUGUAUUUCUAGCCAGUCCCUUGCUACAGUUCUGUGAGGCACAAUGAGAAAUCUGUCACACACCACAGUUCCCUCAUAGUGUACACCGCCCCGGGGUGUACACUAUGAGGGAACUGUGGUGUGUGAGUGAUGCAACAGAGACAUUCUCUCUGUCCAGAUCCACAUGGUAAGAACCCUGGGUUUGUUAAUGUCUUAGAUGCAUUAAGUCCCAUCUGGCUCUUAGAAAUAGCAAAUGAGCUUGCAGAUUAGCCAAUCUUACUGUCAAUGCAAAGGCAGUGUCCACUUUGCAUAUGUACUGCUAAGGGAAUCAUUAGAACAUUCACUGCUGUUGAGGGUCGGGUGGGGACUUCUUUAUAUACCAGCUUUUCUUGUGGGCCAAAAUUCCUAGAGAAAUAGUGGCCACUUGGGGCCCAUUUUUAUCUCCUUCAGUUUCUGCCCAAAUUUGUCUUUGCUUAUGUAGCUGGGGCUUCCCACGCAGGCUCUCGGGACACAGUUUGUCCUCAAGCAGGCUGGGCCUAGAACAGCUGUAGUAAUAAGAGGUGACAAAGCAGAACUUUGAGACAACUUGCACAGAUUCUUUAGCUGAGCCUCCGUUCUCCCAGCCAGGUUUCAGACAGGGUGACACAGAAAGAAGGCUCCGAACAAUCCCGAACAGUGCCCAUUAGCGGGUGAAGCUCAGGCAGGAGAUGGGAAGGGAUGCCUUUAUCUCUGCUUUCCACCCUGCCGCCCAUACCUCACUCUCAAAAGCCACCUUCCCAGCACUCAGACUUGAGGUAAAUGCUACAAAAUGGGGUGGAAACCUCUCAUGACCUCCUCUCUGUUGCAUGAAUGCCUGUUAGAAGCAAAGGAAAACAAUAGCAAACAGACCCAGGCCUGUCACAGCUGUGCUGGGCCCAGCUGGAAUGUGGCUGUGUGUGCGCGGGCAUGUGUGCGUGCACGCCGGUGCACACAUGGGAAUAUAAACAUCCUUGGCUCCCCAGCUCCUGUGUGCUGGACUGUGCUGAGCAGGCACAAGAUCUGCGCGGAUCCAAGGUGGGGAGGGACAGCCCCAGCACACCUAGGUGCUCUUGUUUAUAUAUCGAAAUGUGGGUGGGCAGACAAAAGAGAAGGUUUGGGAACGGCCGUGUCCCCAUGUAUGUAUGGGCAAAUCUCACUGCUGAUAUGUCUUGGGGGAAAUUGAGGGAAAUUUUGUGCUUGGGUAUGUGUGCAUGCCUGGCAGGUGCCCACACUCCAGUGUGCAGAGGAGGAAGCCGAAAGAAAGUUUCGAGAUUCUGUGAACAAUCUCAGUUAGAAAAAAAUCUGGCAACUCCCCAUACCACAGGUGGGUACACAUUCAGUGCUUGUGAAGUUCAUUUCCUGUGCUAGUUUACCAGGCCUUGUUUAUACAGGACACAAAAUGUGAUUGGUAGCAAAAGCUCCAGGUCUCCGGGGUGAGUUGAGGGCGAGUGCGUUUGCAGAGGGGCUGGGGAAGGAGUGUGGGCAUCACGCCCAGGUGCCCGUGAAGUACAAAUGAAAUCAAUUUUCAACAUUAAUCCAUAAUUCUGCCAAUAUAUGUUCAGAGGGGAGACAAAGCAGAGCUCUGAUUUUGGAAUGACGCCUUCCUUCAUUGCUGCAGUGCCGUUUCAGCACCUAAUCUGCACGGGCCAGUGGCAGCUCGGGUGCCCUUGUGUGUGUUCAUGGGUUUGAAAUGCAUCUAGCUGGCUCUGCUUUAAGCUUUAGUUUGUGAGCCCAGCCCCAGGAAGUGUUUAUGAGCUUUUGCUCUUAGCUUUAUUCUGACUCAGCUUUGUUUGGUAGCGCAGAAGGGUAGAGUUUGACAUAAAUCCUCUGUUCUUUGUGUGAGGGCUUCAGAUUGCAGAGGGUCCUAGGAGUGGCAUUCUGUAGGAAAGUUGAGGAGUUUGACCCAAACUCGUGAUUACACACCUGCAAGUGAAAAUUCUGCACACCUCGAUAUGGGAAGAAACUGCGCUCUCUAAACAAACUCCUGGGCACGUGACUGCCUCAGAGUCUCCUUGCCAGUUUGUUCAUCCAAAUGGUGAGCAGCUCACAAUAGACACUCAGUGACUGCUAAUUCACCGUGGUAUGUUUCAUUCCACUGCAUUACAAAGUGCCAGCGUCACUCCUCAGCAUAGCUCGGGACCUUGUCCAGUCAGCUGUCCUGAACACCCACUUUGGUCCACGGUUCACAUUUGUGGGAUAGUUAUGAGCCUCUGCCCUUCUUCCAGUCUUGACUUAAGGAAGCAAUGGCAAAAUCUCCUGGCUGUUGGGUUCCAUGGAAUAGAAAGCCUGAAUCCACCUGGAAACCAAAUCUAGACAAAAUAGAGCUUUGAGGUUUACACCCGCAACCCUGUGCUGUCAGAAGCAGAGGGUACCAGGGGAUGCACUGGAGGCUCCCUGGGAGGCAGAAGCCAGAGGUGCUGUGCCAUGUUCUCCAUCUGGCCAAGGGCUUAACGCUGCUGAAGACUAUUUCUGAGCAGAGUCCCCAUGAUGAGGGGACCCAAAGAUGCUGAUGGGGUCGUUUCCCAGGCUUUGCCUUGGUCCAGUGCAGGGCUUCAGUUGCUGAGGGUGAUGGCAGUUUGCUUUAUACUUGGUCCCUGCUCAGUUGGAGUCCUCUGCUACCCUCUGGCAAUUCAAAACCUCUAGUCAUUUGGAGACCUCUGAACAAAGCAAAACUCUAAAAACUGGGACCCAUGGCUCCUCGAUGAAUUCUGAAACCGUGUUGAGGUACUGCCUAAAAUUCAAGGAGAAGCUUACCAAGGAAAGGGGAUUUCAGGGCAGCAAUGGAAAUAGAGACAGUGAGGUACAGGCCACUUGCUAUCCCUUAUAGGAACUUUCAGCUCCUGUUAGCCAGAGACCUUUUCAGAGUCAACAUUCUGUGUAAGCCAGCACGGCACGCUGCUGGUCUGCGAUUCUGUUCAAGGCCCAGACAUAACCAGCCUUCAGGGGGGUUCCAGACCACUGAGAUCGCAGCCUGGGGUGACAUCCUACCUUGGCUGGAAAGGUCUCCACCCCAGGCCUGGUCCUCCAGGAAAUGGUUCCCGUGGGGAGAGCUCCUACUGCUUCAAGACAGCAGCUUCCUUGGUGUCAUCAGUUUACCUGCCAGUCUCGUCCUUCGGAGGGUACCAGUUUCUCUGGCUUCCCUGCCUGUCCCCAGAAUGACCCCAAAGUUUAUUUAGCCCCUGAAAGCCUUGGAAGUGAGGGUGCCUGCUUACUAGUGAAUAGCAUUUGCAUUGGAGGUUCUUCACCCAGGGUUCUCUACAAAGGGUUGGCUUUUAGGGAAGGGCAAGGUGACCCUGCUUUGUCUUCCUGAAGCACCACAUGUGCCUCUAUAUCACUGUGCCUGUCAUGCAGUCAUCAUCCUCUCCUUCCUUGUCUCGGCCCCACUAGCCUAGAAGCGCCUGAAAGGCAAGAGCUGUCUUAGAGGCACACUGGGAGAAGAGGGGGCCCCGGGUCCUGAUUGAGUGGAGGCCUGCCUAGGGCCAGAUGGCCUGGGCUUCACUAGCCACUGGGUCUGGAUAAAGGGGGUUUUCAAGGGGUGAGUGUAGUCCGGCUUAUCUGAUUCUCAUCCCUACUUCCUGAUAGUACUGUUUUUCACCUUGGAAGUGAAGACACACUUCCCUGAGCCCCUCACUCGGUUGUCAAGUGGCUGUGUGGCACACGUAAGGGAGCCUUGCUAUGUUAAAGCUCCCCAGCUCCCUUCAUUACAUCCCAUGGACAAAGGACCAUGCCAUGACUCAGAGGCCCAGCUCUUUCUAACUAUGCUGUUCCGUGAGAGAACUUUAGUGAGUUGCUUUAUCUCAGUGACUCUGUUUCUUCAUCUGUGAAAUGGGAGUGUAGGGCUGUCAGGGCCAGUACUUGGAAGCUUAGCUGAGUGGCAUGGUGUGGGCCUUCCGUUCUAUUGUCAUUGCUCAAAUAAGCAUGAAGAUACUUUCCUGAAGAGGGAUGUUUGGAAGGAAGGAACCAAGACUUUGGUAUGGGGUGGGCAUGGAGUAAAUCCUAAAUCUGUCACUUGUUAACAGGCUUGUAAGUCGAAUUCCUGCCUAGUAAGAUUUCAGAUAGUUCUCUAGCCCAGGAGUCAGCAAACAUUUACUGAAAAGGGGCAGAUAGUGACUAUUUUUGGCUUUACAGGCCACAGGGUCUCUACCACAACUGCAAGGCAGCCACAGACAAUACGUAAACAAAUGCACAUGGCCCUGUUCCAGGAAGACUUUAUUUACAUCAGGCUGCAGGCUGGAUUUGACCAGUUCAGCCAUGGUUUGCCUCCCCCUGCUUUAGCUUGUGAGGGGUGCCCCACAAGCACUCGGGAAAUUAAUUUGUUGAACAUAGGUGAGUAGAGGCCUCUGCCAGUCCAGAUCUUCAAUUUUAACUCUGUUUAUACAGAGCCAGAUUCUGUGUUCUUGCCACUGAGUCACAGCUGCAAGACCCUCACCUCCCCUUAGCCCUCCUCCCCCAGCUUUGAGUGAUCCCAGGCUCCUUCAAGCCCGCUGCUGAGUGGGGAGCAGUUUCUGUGCCUUCCAGGAUCUUCCGCCUCCCCCACCCUGCACUCCCCACCCAGGUCCUUUCCCUCCAUCCUGAGUUUGUGGGACACACAAUUUGUAAUCUCCUUAAAACUAAAGAAGUGAAGUCUCUGAUUCAUGUAGAUUAAAAUCAGCUGCAACCUAUUAAUGGCCCAGGGCCCAAGACAGAUUUUAGGAAACAAAAACACUGGACCAAAUUAGACUGAGCCGGCCUCUGUCUCCAGGGAAGGGAGGUAAAGUAGGAGGCUGGGGGCGGGGGAGUGGCCAUGUGGUUUUCAUUACUUUGGAUUCUCUUCCUGAAGCAAAGUCACCCAACACAAAGUGUGUGUAGCGCCAAGGCAGCGGCCAGCUCUGGAGCCCGGCUCUCCCUGGUAGAAGCCCUGGGUCCUGUUGGGGGGCUAGGGCUGGUUGUGUGUCUGUAAUUAACAGGUUUCAAAGUGGUUAUUUAGGAAAAGAGAAUUUCAGUGGCGCGUUAAAAUCCUUUCAUCAGCCAUCAGCUGGCGUCCGGAGGCCUUCAGCAAGGCCUGAGCCACUUAAAGCUUCUGAGAGCUUUAAAUUCCCAGGGUCUUGUUUUGAGAAUGUGGAGGCUUUUGCCAUGGUUUUAUUGGACUGAUGGUUGCCAUGAUUUUCAUUAUGUUGUUUGGUUCCUGGGAUCAUAAAAAUGUUUGUCCCUUCCUAGAGUACCUAGGAUCAUUAAAAAGAAAAGGAAAAAAAUGCCCCUGUGUUUGUAGCCGCUACGUCACAUACAAACCAUGGCUUCCUUGUUGGAGAGGGGCCAGCUCCGGUUCUGGGCUGGGGAAAAUCAUAAAGCUGCAAGGGACAGGACAAGCAGCCACACCCAGUCCCCACCUCUCGCCCAUCCGAGGACACUGAGGCCCAGAGAGAUGCUCAUCUAAAGCCGGUCUGGAAUCCUGGUCCCACUCUCGGUCAGAUGCUCUUUCUCUUCCUGAGAUGGGGUCUCACUCACCUCUAAAACAAAGCUCAUCUCAAACUCCUGGCCUCACGUGAUCAUCCCAUCUCGGCCUCCCAAAGUGAUGGGAUUACAGGUAUGAGCUACCCCACCCAGCUGGACCAAUUUCUUUAGGCGGGCAACUUUAAAUUAUUUUGGCUUUAAGGACUUCUGUAUAUGCUUAACAGUUAUUGAUGAUCCUGAAGAGCCUUGGUUUAUGUGGGUUGUAUCUAUUGAUAGAUCCCGUGGUAGCCAGCUUCUAGAAUAGCCUCCAAAGGUCUUAUCUCCUACUAUUCAUGGCCUUGCGUAGUCUCUUCCCACAUUGACUCAGGGCUGGUCUGUGCGACAAGUAGAAAAUGGCAGAAGUAAUGGUAAAUGAUUUCAGGGGCGAGGUUAUAAAAGAGACUACUUGUUCCUACUUGGCCUCUCUUGUUCACUCUGGAGAAAAGCAGUUCCUGUGUUUUGAGUACACCAGGGAAAGACCUACAUGGAGAAGGACCAGGGCCUCCUGUUCACAGCCAGCAACACUGGCCUGACUUGCAAAUGAACUAUCUUGAAGGCAGAUCCUCCAGCCUCAGUUAAGCCUUCGGAUGACUGCAACCUCAUGAGAGACUGCCUCCCCCGAACUGCCUAGCCAAGCCACUCCUGAAUUGCCUAACCACAGCAACCAUAGAGAUAACAAAUGAUUACUGCUGCCUGAAGCCUCUGUUGUUUUAGGGCACUUUGCUAUAUAGCAAUAGAUAAUUAAAUAAUUUACCAUAUUAAAAACUAAAACCGAAAAGUAAUAUUUGUUCAUUUAAUAUUUAUUCAUGAUUAAUGAAUAAAUUAACAUUUAGUAAUUUAUUAAAAUGCCUAUAUUUGUUAAUUCAUUUAAACAUUAAAAAUAACAUUUUGUUAUAUAAUAACUGUGUUUUUAAAAAGGAACCCAAGUGAGAAGAGUGACAGUGUUUCACAUUUUUGCAAAUCUCUUGAAUGUCUGGCUUAAUAGAAGACAGCUGGUUUCUCAUAUCGGCUUCUGCAUUCAAUCAGCUGUGAUAAUGUUGUUUUGGUUGAAGUACGUGAAGGAAACCCAGCCUCACAUAGAUAUGUUGUUGGAAAAGGGAGGAAUAUUUUAAUAGUCUUUUCAGAUAAUUGUGAAUAUUCUUCUUUGACAUUAUACCAAAACUCAACCAAUAGUAGAUUACUAAGGUUAGUUGCAAUGUGGAAUCUGAAACUAUAUCAAUGAACUUUUUAUGCUGUUAUGUUAAAAUUCAUUUGUCUGGCUUGUACUCUGAAUAGAUCUUUGCUUAUGCAUGAUUUUAUAAUACUAUGCAUGGGUCAUUUGGAAAAUAUUACUUCACUAAGUCAUGCAGAUUUUUCUAAUUUGAUAUAUUUCAUGAUGAAAGCGAAAAGUUCUUAUUUGUUAGUAUCACCACUGAUCUCAUCAAAAACCUCUAUAAAUGCUGGGAAGGUGUUACAUUCACUAUGGCAGAGACAGGUUUUUAAAACUUCUAAUUUCUGCUUCAUAUUUCUAUUUUGGCAGAAAAUACUGUCAAUUAUUGUAUUUCUUGAAGUCAUGAGCUCAGUUUGUUCAUUUUUGAGAAAAUGCCUGUCAAGUUACCAAAUCUGAAUUAGCGUGCGUUAUUUGGUCCUUUUGGGUAAACACUGUGUUCCAUGCAGGUGGCUGGUGCCGCUCACAGCUCAGGACACUGACCAAGUGCUUUUCCUCCAGAUGACCAUCACACUUCAGGAUGCACCGGAAAUACUUGAUACUUUCUUUCCAAGUCAUCACACAGAAGAAAGAGAAAGAAACAGGGAGAGAGGGAGCGGGGAGGAAGGAAAAAAGGGAGGAAGGAGUACACUUUUGGGCUAGGUUUCAUAAAAGUAAUAAUUUUUACUGUCUAAUUUACACAAUCAGGCAUGAUUUUGUAAAGCAAAAACCUUUCAUUUUAUUCUUCAGUGAAACUGGCUUUUUUUCCCCCCUGUAAGUUUGUAGCAGUGAAGGAUACCAUGACUGCCAGUAUAGUCCGGCGCCAGCAAUUUUAACCAGACGUCAACACAGAGAAGAAGGCAAGUAACAUCUUGGUAUUAUUAUGAAAAUAGUUUUGAGCUUGCAGACACCUGUGAUAGGGUCUUGGGGAUCUCUGGGGAUUGCAGACCUCUCUUGGAGAAUCAGUGCUUUAGGAGAUGGCGGACAUUCUACUACUUGUAGUGUUUACAGGUAAAUGUGCUCUAUGCUAAGAUGUAUAUGUACCGGGUCUUCAUGCACAAUUGUAAUCACCACUGUUUAGUGCAUAAACUAGAAAACAUGUCAUUAGGUAUCAGCCUAUUCUUGUAGAUGGACUAGAUAUGAGACAGGCAUUUCAUUUAAGGGAUAUAUUUUUACGCUUUUAUUUGUCCCACUUGUCACAGGUAUAUGGAUGGUGAGGAAGCUAGGCUGUAAGCCAUUUCUGAAACUAUCAGUGUGGAAUAACUAAGGUACAUAGGGAAGCCAACACUUACACCCCUUCCUUUGUAACUCUUCUACCGCCUUGAUCCAGUGAGCCCGGAAAGUUCAGUGGCCUGAGGAAAACAUCCUUUUUAGAGGAGCAGGGUUCCCUCAACUCCAGUCUAGAAGUGAGCAAAGUUCUCAUGUUGGCAGUACCUGCAGUAUAGGACAAGAGAAGCAGCUGGCCCAGAAGGCUGCGUUUGUUCAAAUGGUCAUGGCACCUGUGAGCACUGUAUUGCCGUGAAAGAGCUCAAGUCAUUGCCUCUGCUAAAGUGCCUCCAAAUUCCUACACAGUGGACUUAGAGCAAGACAGGGCGGUGGCAUGAUUGUUUUCCAUUCUUGUUCAGUUGGGCUUACACAUCCUCUCACUCCCGACAGGCAGAAUAGGCUUGCGCCCACACCUGACUGGGCUCAGCUCUUCAGCGAGGGAUUGCGUAGUUGCUCCGCCUGUGACUGCUGGCCCCGGUCUGCAGGCGGGAAACAACAGGCAGUUGUGUCCUGAGCCCUGGGAACUGGAGAUCUUUCCACAUCUGUUUGCCUAGUCGGGGGCGGGAGGAAAUCACCAGAACCUUCAAACAUGGGGCCAGGGCAGGGAGACAAAGGGGAAGCCUUAAGCCGAUGGCGACCCCGGGUCAUAUGAGCACCCCCCCCAGGCUUCCCCCAUCCCCUUUCAUCCCCUCAGGUCCCCAACACUCAGCCUUUUCAUCCUUCUCCAGGUCAGCAGGAUCAGGUUAAUGUGAGUUGACCAGAAAGCUUAUCAAAUGAAGGCAGAGGCAGGUGUUUGAAGCCCCUUCCCUGCUGAAAGCUGGGUUGAACAAGGUUAGCAGUGUAACUCAGGCCAACAUCCUACAAGAAUUGCAUUUUCUUUCCUGGAGCUCCUCUUCCCCCUUCCUCGGUCUCUGGGAGCCAGUAACCAAAACAAACCAUUCAAAAAAUGAAGGAUUUAGGGGAAAAACUUCGGAGAUGUGACAUUCUGGACUGGACAGCGGCCUUUCUAUGCCAGAGCCUAGGAACUAGCAUUUGAAGGCAUCUGGCCACUUCCACUCAGUGGGUGUGCUGAAAUCAGUUACUAUGGGCUUAUCAGAAGUGAUUGCACAAACCUUUUCCCAACUUCACAAUCAUGAUGUCCUAUUUGUAGCUUGAGUCGACCAAGGUGGGAAUAUUUAUACCACAGAAACCAGCAAGCUAUAAACCAGGCGUUUCCACCUCCAGAGCCAGUUGUUAAACAUUUAUGGGCACACCGAUGCCUCCACUGUAGCUAUUGUCACUCAAAGUAUGAUUCUCAGACCAAUUACCUAGGAAUUUCCUAGAUAUCAGAAAUAAGGUGGGGCGGCAGGGUUGUUAUUUAACAUGCAGAUUUCCUGGCCAAUCUGAAUGAACUGAAUCAGAUUCUCUGGAGGUAGAGCCUGGGGAAAUGCUUUUUAGCAAGUCCCUAAGGUUAUUAAUAAAUUCAAUAAAGUUUGAGACUUUCGGCCUUAGGGAGUAGGAGAAAAGAGUGGGUGUGCAUCUGACUCUUGGCAUCUGGAAGGAACAGCCGGCUUCAGUCCCAGCUGGCCUGAGAAUGGACAGCUGUUUUCCCUCGAGAUAUAAACUUCGUGACAGGAAAAAGAGGUGGGAAUUCUGGGGUCUCAGCUACCCACUGACAACAUGACUGGUCCUGCCUUGGAACUCAGGAUGAAUCCAUUUUCCAACUUGAGACUUUGACCCAAGGCAGCAUGAGCAAAUGUCCAGAUGUAUGUACAACAUGGAGAAAGUCACCAUCAUUUGUACCAUUGGUGGGGCCAGUGGAGCCCAGGGAAAGACCAGAGUCCGUUUUCCAUAUUAGAUUGCCCAGGACAGUGUUUUUCUUGCAGAUUUGUCUAGACAUUAUCAGCUUUCACAACCAGGCAUGAUUCUGUAAAACAAACACUUUGUUGACUUCAUCCCUCUGAACUGGAAGGGAAGGUCUUUUAAGGCAGAAAGAAAAAGAGAAGAAAAGGAGAAGAGAGAAAGUUUCUUUGCCUAGAUGUAAAACAGAAAGCUCAUAAGGAGCUUAACUCUGCUUUUGACUGGUUUUGCACCUGCCUGAGGGAGUGGUUUAGACUGGGACAGGUAGUGUGAAAACAGAGCUAGUAAGUGCAAGAGCUGGGGUUUGGACCCCAAUUUUUAUGGC
Sapajus apella (tufted capuchin) is the source of this 19427-nucleotide messenger RNA. It is a transcript of the gene RAD51B, whose product is annotated as RAD51 paralog B. The coding region runs from base 81 to 1133 and encodes 350 amino acids. The transcript has 12 exons. Gene Ontology annotation, cellular component: Rad51B-Rad51C-Rad51D-XRCC2 complex. Gene Ontology annotation, molecular function: ATP hydrolysis activity; ATP-dependent DNA damage sensor activity; DNA binding. Lineage: Eukaryota; Metazoa; Chordata; Mammalia; Primates; Cebidae. The record is from RefSeq and is a predicted model, not a curated record. Gene Ontology annotation, biological process: double-strand break repair via homologous recombination.